AUGUGCCACGCUUUGUGGUACCUGCGCGAUGUGCUAGAUGACCCUGUCAAGGUUGAAGCCCCAUAUGGUUUCCUCGGCUAUUCCUACAGGCCUCUAUCGGAGUGGCCAGGUUCGUGUAAGACGGGGAAACGCAAAGCCCUACCCGAUGCCUUUGCGGAAGAAGUCCUCCGGGCUGCUAGCAGGAAGCGCUCCAGUGUUGCAGAGGGGAUCCGACUAAAAGAUGCCGGAGCGAUCAAGAUUUGGGAGGCGACCUGGGCCGUUUCGGAAAUGGUUCUGGACGUUGAUAGUUGGUGCGCGUUUUUGACCAAGAUCCGGUCGGGACACUCCUUCACAAGGAAGGACUACGACGAUGCGUGUCUCACUAUCUGGGAAGAGAGGUCAUGGGUAUAG
This is a messenger RNA of Colletotrichum costaricense, 390 nucleotides long. RefSeq lists its product as uncharacterized. Lineage: Eukaryota; Fungi; Ascomycota; Sordariomycetes; Glomerellales; Glomerellaceae. The coding region runs from base 1 to 390 and encodes 129 amino acids. The transcript has a single exon. The record is from RefSeq and is a predicted model, not a curated record.